AUGAACAUCCUCCACUCCACACUCUCCACCUGGCGCGACCGCCUCGCCCCGGUCUCCCGUACCUCAACGUUCCGCAACACGGGACAAAUCACGCCCGAAGAGUUCGUGCUGGCCGGCGACUACCUCGUCUAUAAGUUUCCAUCAUGGGCGUGGGCCGACGCUUCCUCGCCCGCUAAGCGCGUAUCGUAUCUCCCCGAGGGGAAGCAGUUCCUGGUGACGCGCGGGGUCCCCUGUCAUCGGCGGCUGAAUGAUAACUUCGCGGGGGAUGCAGGCCACGACGAUGAGAUCGUCCGGGACAUGUUGUCGGGCGGGGCCGGGGAGGAUGAUGACGAUGGGUGGUUGAGGACGGGGGGCGGCGGGGACGCUGCCCAUCGGGACAGGGAGACUCGGAUUCCCGAUGUGCGGACCGUCGAUGAGGCGGGGAAUAUGGGCGAGAAGGAAGAGGAAGAGGAAGAGGAGAUUCCCGAUAUGGAGGAUGACGAUGACGAUGAGGAGGCGAUUAUUCGUGAGCCGGUGGGAGGGUCGGGGAUGACGCAACCGACCCGCACCUACAACCUCUACAUCACAUACUCCAACUUCUACCGGACCCCGCGACUCUAUCUCUCCGGAUACCUGUCUCCCUCGGAACCCCUCCCCCCACCGCUCAUGAUGGAGGACAUCGUCGGCGACUAUAAAGACAAGACCGUGACGCUGGAAGACUUCCCGUGGUUCGACGGCAACGUCAAGAUGGCCACCGUGCACCCCUGCCGCCACGCCUCGGUCAUGAAAACCCUCCUCGACCGCGCCGACGCGGCGCUCAAGAUCCGCUCCGAAAAGCUGAAGCAGGCGCAAGCUUCCUCCACGACAUCCUCCGCCCCCGCCGCCGGAAGCGGCCUCGAAGGCCUAGUCGACAACGUCAAGGAUCUGUCUUUGUCCGAACAGCAACAGCAGCAACAGCAGAGCGGCGCCGGCGGAGACGAAUGGGAAGUUCUGCAGCACGACGAGGAAGACCAGGUAGCUAUCCGGGUGGACCAGUAUCUGGUUGUUUUCCUGAAAUUUAUCGCGAGUGUGACACCUGGUAUUGAGCAUGAUUAUACAAUGGGUGUAUAG
Molecule: messenger RNA, 1089 nt
Organism: Aspergillus affinis
Lineage: Eukaryota; Fungi; Ascomycota; Eurotiomycetes; Eurotiales; Aspergillaceae
Product: ATG3/ATG10 family protein
Exons: 2
Coding region: 1-1089 (362 amino acids)
Biological process (GO): nucleophagy; autophagosome assembly; autophagy of mitochondrion
Cellular component (GO): cytosol; cytoplasmic ubiquitin ligase complex
Molecular function (GO): Atg8-family ligase activity
Source: RefSeq, a predicted model, not a curated record